Molecule: messenger RNA, 882 nt
Organism: Suillus paluster
Lineage: Eukaryota; Fungi; Basidiomycota; Agaricomycetes; Boletales; Suillaceae
Exons: 10
Coding region: 1-882 (293 amino acids)
Source: RefSeq, a predicted model, not a curated record
AUGCAAGGAGCCCCUCAUGAAGAUACCACUCCGAGGCAUACAUGGACUUUGCAAGAAAGCUCGUGUACGGAAAUGAAGGUCGUUAUUGUAUCAUAUCAGUCCGGAUAUUACGAAACCCCCUUCUUCCAGACGCCAGUCCACCACAAGACAACGUACCAAAGAUGGCUGCUCGGGGAGAAAGAAUGGCUACGCGCCGACCCGAUCUGCGGCCAUCCAGCACCUUACUGGAAUUUCGAAUGGACGCUGCUCCCAGGCGGGGAGAGCGAAUCGGGAUUCACGCCCGCCAAUUCCGUCCUAACGUACCAUAGGGCACGCAUCAUGAUUCAUGGCCUAGCUCUAGUAAGUUUCUUCCAAAGAAGUGAUCGGAAAAGAACUUCCGAAGCGCUAGUUUCCUCACCCGUCUUUCGAACCACAAAGGCUGGCUGCUGGCAAGGUCGAGUGGUGAUUAGUGGCCAGCCCUCAGUUCCUGUUGGCCGAGGCGCGGAUCUUGGUUCUGGGCACUCGAGCCUGGCUCACAAGUUGAGGAGACAGACGUGUGGAACUCUCUCCUUGCAGAAAGCCACUUGGAAUCACCUCCGAGUCAGGCUAGUACCUGGUAUCAGCAAUGCGACAUCAAAGCAAAUCAGACUCGGUUCCUCACCCUCGACCGGUAAUCACACGUCAGAAGCACAACUCAAGCGCUGGGAUAAGAAUAUCGAUGACCCGUACGAUUCGCCGCUUUCUAGUGAGAAUUGGGGUACGGGGUUGACUAGGGUUGACUUCACUCAAGAACUCCGUGGAGUGAAUGGCGGCCAUGCAGAAACAGGCUGUCGCCUGCUCCAGGAGUGGACGACUGUGGAAGAUUGUACACUCCUGUAUACAAAUAAUAUCUCCGCAAAUUAG